GAAAGGGUCCUGCUGGCGGCGCACAGUAGAUGGCGCUGUGGCCACUGCUGGGUUGUGAUGAUGCGGCUGCGAGGCGAGCUGGGAGCGAGUGCGAGGCGACGCGCAUUUCUGGGGCUGCUGCUGCGGCGGCGGCGGCGGCCACUCUCUGCUCUCCCUCGUUCUUUCCUGCUCGUUGUACCCUCCCGCGUCUGCGGCAGUUGGGCCGAGGCGGAAUGUUCCGCAAGGCGCGGCGCGUGAACGUGCGGAAGCGGAACGAGUCGGAGGAGGAGGACGAAGAGCGAGACGAGGAGCCGCCUCAGCCGCUGCUGCUAGGAGGGGAUGGGCCUGCGGGGGAGGCCGCUGCGCCAGCUCCGAGGCCGCCGCUCCUGCCGCUUCCGACGGGCUGCGUUCCCCUCGUCGCUCCCGGAGGCGGCGGCGGCGGCUUCGGUUUUGGCAGCGCUGAGGCGGUUGGCCGGGGAGGACCCGGCUUGACGUCCUCGCAGCUGCUGCUGCAGCCGCCGCCGCCGCCUCUUCCUCCUCCUCCUCCCCUACCGCCGCCGCCUCCCUCGCCGCAGCAGCCGGGGAACAACGGGCUCCUGUCGGCGGCUUCCAAGGCCCGGGAGCGGAGAAACAAGAGCAAGGAGGUGGCCGCGCCGCUGCCGCCGCCUCCGCCGCCACGCGGAAGCCUCAGUCUGCUCAGCUUCCAAGAUGAAGAGGAGGAAACUGAAGAAGUUUUUAAAGUGAAGAAAUCAAGUUACAGUAAAAAAAUAGUGAAGCUGCUGAAGAAAGAAUACAAAGAAGAUCUUGAAAAAUCCAAGAUAAAAGUAGAACCCAACUCUUCAGCAGAUGCUGAACAAUCUGCAGACAAAAUAGGACAGAUAAAAGAUGCAGUUCUAGAAGAUGGGGCUGCAAAUAGUGAACAAGGGGAAGAGGAGAUGGAAGUUGAAAGUGAGAAGGAAGAAGAAAAGCCAAAAGUGGGAGCAUUUUCAAGUGCUUUGUCAUCUCUGAAUGUUCUACGUCCAGGAGAAAUCCCGGAUGCUGCUUUUAUUCAUGCUGCUAGAAAAAAGCGCCAAAUGGCACGUGAGCUUGGAGAUUUUACUCCACUUGAUAAUGAUCUUGGAAAAGGGCGUCUUGUUAGAGAAGAUGAAAACGAUGCCAGUGAUGAUGAAGAUGAUGACGAGAAGCGAAGAAUAGUCUUUUCAGUGAAAGAGAAGUCCCAAAGGCAGAAGAUUGCAGAGGAAAUAGGCAUCGAGGGAAGUGAUGAUGAUGCGCUAGUUACUGGGGAACAGGAUGAAGAACUCAGCCGGUGGGAGCAAGAACAGAUACGUAAAGGCAUUAAUAUACCUCAGGUUCAAGCAAGUCAGCCUGCUGAAGUGAAUAAUCUGUACUACCAGAAUACUUACCAGACAAUGCCUUAUGGUUCAUCUUAUGGCAUUCCUUACACAUAUGCUGCUUAUGGAUCGUUGGAGACAAAGUCUCAAAAAACAGAUAAUACAAUACCUUUCAAAACUCCGAGUAAUGAGAUGACUCCUGUUACUAUUGAUUUGGUAAAGAAACAGCUUAAAGACAGGUUGGACUCAAUGAGAGAAUUUCACAAAGCAAAUCAGCAACAACACGAGAAGCAUCAGCAAAGCCGCGAUGACUCUACCAAGACAAUUGAAAGAUUGGAAGGGUCAUCUGGAGGCAUUGGCGAACGGUAUAAAUUUCUGCAAGAAAUGCGAGGGUAUGUCCAAGACUUGCUUGAGUGUUUCAGUGAAAAGGUGCUCCUGAUAAACGAACUCGAAUCAGCAAUACACCAGCUGUACAAACAGCGAGCUUCCCGCCUUGUCCAAAGACGACAAGAUGAUAUUAAAGAUGAAUCUUCGGAGUUUUCAAGCCAUUCAAGUAAAGCACUGAUGGCACCAAACCUUGAUUCUUUUGGACGAGACAGGACACUAUAUCAAGAACAUGUGAAAAGGCGGACAGCAGAGAGGGAAGCUAGAAGAGCUCGUCGAAGACUUGCUAGAGAGCAGUCAGGGAAGAUGGCUGAUCACCUUGAAGGUCUUUCUAGUGAUGAUGAAGAAACCUCAACAGAUACCACAAACUUCAAUAUGGAGAGAGAUCGCAUUUUGAAGGAGUCCAGCAAAGUGUUUGAAGACGUAUUAGAAAACUUUUACUCUAUUGACUGCAUUAAGUCACAGUUUGAAGCCUGGCGUUCCAAGUAUUUAUCUUCUUAUAAGGAUGCUUACAUUGGCCUUUGCUUACCUAAGCUGUUCAAUCCUUUAAUAAGGCUACAAUUACUUACUUGGAAUCCUUUGGAGGAUAAGUGCCAAGACUUUGAGAGUAUGCUGUGGUUUGAAUCCUUGCUGUUUUAUGGAUGUGAAGAACAUGAUCAAGAGAAGGAUGAUGCUGAUGUUUCACUGUUGCCUACUAUUGUGGAAAGAGUGGUUCUACCUAAAUUAACAGUACUUGCUGAAAAUGUAUGGGACCCUUUUUCUACAACACAAACAUCUAGGAUGGUAGCCAUUACCCAGAAAUUAGUAAAUGGCUAUCCUUCAGUGGUGCAUGCAGAAAACAAAAAUACACAGACAUUACUAAAAGCCCUCUUGCUAAGAAUGAGGAGGACGCUAGAUGAUGAUGUAUUCAUGCCACUGUAUCCUAAAAGUGUCUUAGAAAACAAGAACUCUGGUCCUUAUUUGUUUUUCCAGCGACAAUUUUGGUCUUCAGUUAAGUUACUGGGAAACUUUCUACAGUGGCAUGGAAUUCUUUCCAACAAAACCCUUCAAGAGUUAUCAAUAGAUGGCCUGUUAAAUAGAUACAUUCUUAUGGCUUUCCAGAAUUCUGAGUAUGGAGAUGACAGUAUUAAGAAAGCUCAAAGUGUAAUCAGCUGUUUUCCUAAACAGUGGUUCACUAAUCUUAAAGGAAAUAAGACAAUAUCACAUCUAGAAAACCUCUGUAGAUACCUUGUUCAUCUUGCUGAUACAGUAUACAGAAAUAGCAUUGGAUGCUCUGAUGUAGAAAAAAGAAAUGCAAGAGAACAUAUAAAACAGAUCAUAAAACUUCUAGCAAGUAUUCGCGCACUGGACCACGCUGUAACAGUUGCAAGCGAUCAUAACGUGAAAGAAUUAAAAAUUUUAAUUGAAGGGAAAUAAAAUAUCAACAGUUUAAUUCCGGGCUUUAAAAAUCAUUCCUGAAAUGUAAUUUUGUAUAUAUGUAAAGUUUUCUUAAACUGUAACGAUGGAUUGUUUUUAAUACAAAGUACAUUCUUCUAUAAAGCAUCUGUAACUAGUAUUGAUGUCUAAAAAAGUAAAAAGGCCAGGAAAAGUUUUGUCUGCAUCUUGUUUACAAGAACCUUUUAUACCCCAAAGUGGCUAUCUAUUCAUUUCACUGUCCAGUAGUUAACAGGAAACCAUAAAAUUAUUUAUCAGAUUAUAUGAAAAUAUGUACAGCCCUAGAGUUAUGCAUUUGAAAUAAUGGCAUAUUUCAAAACAAGAUUUUCCAUUGGAAUUUGGUGAUAAAAUUGGUUAAAUAUGUAAAUAAACCUAAUAAGAGUAAAGAAGUUUCCAAAAUACUACCCAAGGUUGUUGGCAGUAUAUGUACUGGUGGCAAGUAGCUGAAUAUUAACAACUGCAUUCAGGUAAUGUUACUGGCAUUUUUUUUAAUUUAUUUUUUUUAAACCAAACAAACAUCAAGUGAGCUGUAAUUGCUUGCCAUUGAAGGUAAUGGUGGCUUUCUGCAUAUCCAAUUUUCCCCCCAAGUGAAAGCAUUUCAACCGUGCAAUAUGGAUUCUUGUUCUGAAAGAAAAACUUCUAAAUUAGUUCAUUAUAUAUAUUUUUUCAAUCCCUUUUUAAAAUAUAUAUGAUCUCAUAAUAUGGUAAUUCAGUAUAUUAAUGCCCCCCCAAAGCCCAUGAGCUAUGUCUAACCUCUGGUCAAUAUACUGAAUAUUUCAAAAAGCUACUUUCUUUGUGUCUGAGUUUGCUUGCUUAUGUUGCCACGGCCUUGUCCUAUUCAUCCCCCUUACAACACCUCAGACGGGGUGCUGGGAGUUUCCUUGCACCCUUAUCCUCCUUCCCCAAGUCUUGUUCACUCAGCUGAACUCCUCCCUGGGAGCCACAGCCAUCCCCACCAACCUCUUUGUCUUUGCCUCAGUGCUGCCCUACAUCCCCCUAAGUAGCUUGCUGUUUUGUGAGGCCUCCCAGCACUCUUGCAAGAGGUUUGUUGGGCCUCACGAUACUACUUUGGGCUUUCCAGUAGCGUCCUGUUUGUCCUCCAGACUUCUCCUGAGUUGGCCCAACUACACCAAGUAAGCUCUGGCUGUUCAUGCUUUCUUUGGAGCUUGGGUCACCUUAUCAUUUGUAGCUCUUGCUACAUUGUUUAAUUUUAAAUAUUUAAAGAAUAAAUCCUUUUACUUAGGCCAUCGCUUGCCACUACUGAGAUUAGAACACUGUCAUUGCCACUGUUGUAGAUAACUUGGUUUAUCUUCAAGUGUACUCCUUUAUACUUGAGAAAAGUAGAAAUUAGAAUAUUGAAUCAUUGUAUUUUAUGAUGCUCUUGUCAUGUGAUGUAAAGAAAAUAUUAAAUGUACAGUAUGCCUUUUGGA
Hemicordylus capensis (graceful crag lizard) is the source of this 4558-nucleotide messenger RNA. RefSeq names its product PAX3 and PAX7 binding protein 1 (gene PAXBP1). Bases 30 to 3110 code for a protein of 1026 amino acids. Gene Ontology annotation, molecular function: DNA binding. The record is from RefSeq and is a predicted model, not a curated record. Gene Ontology annotation, biological process: mRNA splicing, via spliceosome; positive regulation of transcription by RNA polymerase II. The transcript has 18 exons. NCBI's taxonomy places the organism in Eukaryota, Metazoa, Chordata, Lepidosauria, Squamata, Cordylidae. Gene Ontology annotation, cellular component: nucleus.